Molecule: messenger RNA, 669 nt
Organism: Coffea eugenioides
Lineage: Eukaryota; Viridiplantae; Streptophyta; Magnoliopsida; Gentianales; Rubiaceae
Product: calvin cycle protein CP12-2, chloroplastic-like
Exons: 1
Coding region: 93-473 (126 amino acids)
Biological process (GO): negative regulation of reductive pentose-phosphate cycle
Cellular component (GO): chloroplast
Source: RefSeq, a predicted model, not a curated record
UUACGUUAUCUGGUAUUAUAUAAUAAUUGCAAAGCUUACAACCCCUACUGGACUGGAGCAAUAAGAGCCGGGAGAGUAUCAGAAUUAUAGCCAUGGCAGCCAUAGCUGGUGUGAGCCUCUCAACCCCACAAAUAUUGGCCAAGGCAUCACACUCGACCCUCAAGUUCCCCUGCCUAAACCACCCAUGCAAGAGUUCCACCACCACCCAUUUUGUGCACCGGGGACUCUCUGUCCGGCCCCUGGCUGCAGCACCGGAAAGGCUGUCGGACCAGGUGGCUGAGAGCGUCAAGCAUGCUGAGGAAGCAUGCGCCGGUGACCCAGAAAGCGGAGAGUGUGCUGCCGCGUGGGAUGAAGUCGAGGAGCUGAGCGCAGCUGCAAGUGACGCCAGGGACCGCAAGAAAGAGACGGACGUCUUGGAGAACUAUUGCAAAGACAAUCCUGAGACUGAGGAGUGCCGUACCUAUGACAACUGAUUUCGGUCAUGCUUGUUAGUUCCCAAUCCCAUGGCCCGUUAUCUUUAUCUUUUUUUAUUUUUAGUAGUAAGUAAUCAUUUUCAAACCUCUGUACUGUUUGAUUAUGUUCGUUAAGAGUCGUUAAAAUGGAUGGAUGGAUGGAUGAUCACUUUUCAUCAUGUUUAAACGAGCAUUAUACCAUAUACUGUUGAUCUUA